UUUCGAAGCUAGCUUAUUGGACAAAAAAGGGUUUGUAUUCUCUCUGAGUUCACCGUAAUAUCUUUUUAUCCUGAAGCAUUUGGUGACAAAGUAAAAUGGUACGACAUUGAAACUGGAUUGGCUGAGGCAAAGAAAAGUCACAUGGCUGCAAUGCUUAUAUUCCAUAACAGUUGGUGCAGUUUUUCUAAAGCUUUCGGGAGAAUCUUCAGUGAAUCCAAUGACGUCAUUAAACUAAGUAAAAAUUUUGUCAUGAUAUCAGCUGAGGAUCACAGUGCUGCUUCGGAUCCUGAAUACGACCUUGAUGGACAGUACACUCCUCGCGUUUUCUUCCUGGAUAAUAAAGGGAAGGUUCGAAGUGACAUCAACAACACAGAUACGGAAUUUCCGCUAACCAAGUUUUAUUACAAGACUGCAGAUGAAAUGAUCAAAGCAAUGCAGACAGCCAAGGAGGCAAUUAACGUAUCUCUGUCAAGAGGAUUUGGAGACUACAUCGAGUGGUAUACAUUAGCAAAGGGUAAAGAAGUUGCCAAAGAGCAAAACAAACCAAUGAUGGUCAUUAUCCAUAGAACAUGGUGCUCUGCUUGCAAAGCGCUGAAACCAAAUUUUGCCGAGUCAUAUGAUAUUUUUGAGCUCAGUAAAAACUUUAUUAUGGUCAAUAUUGAGGACGAUGAAGAACCAGAGGACACACAAUUUGUAGUUGAUGGCGGAUAUUAUCCUAGGGUCUUUUUCUUAGACCCAACUGGCGUCGUCGUUAAAGACAUUCACAACGAAAACCCUGCUUUCUUGAAAUACAAAUUCUCAUUUAAUGAUGUCGAUAGCAUUGUUCUCGCAAUGAGAAAUGCAAUGAAAUUCUUCACAAGACAAGGAAGCAUUCCAAUCUACGAAGCUCAUGCAACCGCUGGUGAUAACAUCCCAUGGGUAAAAUACGACCAUGCGUUGCAACUUGCCAAGAACGGCAACAAGCCAAUAUUUUUGUUGGUGCACCGCUCAUCCUGCCCAGCAUGCAAAGCUGUUCAUCGUAUGUUGAUAAGAGAUGAGACGUUCAUGGAGAAAACAAAGGAUUUUAUCAUGGUAGAAAUCGAGGAUGACACAGACACAGAACUGGCUGAUAAAUUUGAUGUCGAUGGCACUUACGUUCCUAGAAUUUACUUCCUCGAUGUUGAUGGGGAAAUAAUGAAAAAAAUAUGGAACGUAGGAACCCACUAUCAAGAAAACAAAUUUUAUUAUUAUGAAACAGCAUCAGUGAUUCGAGCUAUGGACAAGGCAUUAAACAAAGUCAAAGAAAUGUCGAACAGGAAACCCGACGUAAAUGAAAACGAAGAGAAGGACACAACACAAAAGAAAGAUGAAUUAUAAUAUAUUUUAUUUAAUUCGAGUAAUGGAAUUUAUGGAUAUUUCUAGAUUGAAGAUUUAUGGGCCACAAAACAAAUAAAUUGUUGAGUGUUAUCAAAGUAAACUGAACGUAUGCACAAAAAGACGCGCAACUUGUCGCUCAGCAACAAAUCCAAAGAAUCUAUUUUCAUUUUGAAUCAUGCAACAGA
Rhopilema esculentum is the source of this 1541-nucleotide messenger RNA. The record is from RefSeq and is a predicted model, not a curated record. NCBI's taxonomy places the organism in Eukaryota, Metazoa, Cnidaria, Scyphozoa, Rhizostomeae, Rhizostomatidae.